CGACGACGACGACGUUUGCGCGAAUCUCGUCAGUCGGCGACGGGUUGCCUGUUCGUAGCGUGGGUGGUGUACGCGCGCGCGUCGACGGGCGGGCUCGAUUCGAUUAAACUUCACCGCGCGACCCUCGUCGCAUCGCCGCCGCUCACCGCGGGGUGAGACCUCGUGCCAAGCGGCUCGUUAUGCCGUGCGCAACCCCUCGCGCGCGUCAGCGUUACGCCAGCGUCGAGGCGAGGCGAGGCGAGGCGAAAAUCGGGACGCGCGAGCCGCGGCGCCUCCAGCACGUUGCCACCGGAGGAGCGAGCUGAAUCGUCGGGCAGCCGCCUACUUUGCCUGUCGGCGGAUUCCGCUGCGUCGAAGAGGUAACUGCUGAAGGGAGCCUGCUCCGCGAGCUCCGCUGGUAGCACGGUCGGGACGUGGUCGGGACGAGGCUAAUCGUGACACGGUUUCGCGUAAUCGCGUUGAGCUCGCGAGAUCGCCGGCUGUGAAUCGGAAUUCAGUUCAUGUCGCGCUUCGCAGUGUGUGUGUGUGUGUGUGUGUGUGUGAAUCUCGCCGGCGUUCAUCCUGGGUAUCCUACGCAACCUGUGUGUACUCGCGUUCCCGCCUUUCACGCUGCCGACGGUCACGGGGAUGUCGAGGAUCCCGCUCGACGCUCACUCGACGCGGCUGAAAGCUCGAGUCGAAGGGUCCAAUCGCAGCUUUCAAGCGUCUCAGCGAACUCGACGAUCGGUCUCACGCUCCUCUUCUUGAAUCGAGAGUGAAGCCGUACCUGCCGCGACCUGCACGCGUCGACGUCAUCUGUCACCGCGCGACGUGAUCGUUCUCUUCGGACCUGCUCGUCCACGUUUGCGAGAGAAAACAAUAGUCAAGAUAGACGCGAGGGAGUGGUUGAGCUCGUAGGUGACUUGCACGGCGCCCGCUCAAUGAUCGCCCUGCCUCGUCGUCGAGAGGACAAAGCCGAGGACGAGGCGGACGGUGAAUCGCUGAGUGCCGAAUGUCCCCGUCGUGAUCGGCGAUGCCGUACGCGAGGACGUCGAGAGAGCGAACCGACACGCCAGCGAGCAGUUGAGACGUCCUCGAGGGUGAAUCGAGGAUACCAGCGAAGUCGACGGAAGGAAGCUCGAGCGACGUGUAGGCACGCGCGAGGUCAUGCGGAGGAGCAUCCUCUGAUCCUCCCGCGCCUGGAGAAAGGCGCGACCUCGACAAUAUGAUGUGGAAAUCGAAAUGGUCGCGCUUCACCGAGUGCUUCUGCCGCAGACCCGGCCUUGUCCUGGUUUUCUUGCCGUGCCUGUUGAUCGUCACCCUCUACCUCAUCUCCGAGGACAACUACGAGUACGAAGUGCAGUUUCCGUCCUUCAAGUCGUACAACAUCACGGAAGGUAUGGUAAACGGCUACCUCGUGUGGAAUCCGAAGUGCCAUAUGGUGUCCAAAGAGCCUUUGGAUCCGUCCAUCGUGAAGUUCGUGAGGAAGGAAAAGUUGGAGAAAUGCCCGAACGAUAUCAUCUUCACGCAAAUUUCAAGGGAGCCUAACGGCAGCACGUUCCUCUCCCUCGACCCCGCCAUAACGAACCUGCACAGCGACGUGGUCUGUUGCUGGUCGUCAGUAGUCAGGCCGAAGGUGGACAAGCCGAAGAAUGACAACUACGACAUGGCGAUAUCGGUGAAGCAAUGCGAGAACUUCACGGGACAAGUGGCGUUACCGCACGAGGUCGAGGUGGUGUAUGUGUCGUGCAAGUCGAAGAUGGCGAAGCCGAAGGUCAAGGCGAAGCAUGCCAAGCCAAGUUCAGCGAAGACGGUGUACGAGAACGUUCAUCCGGUUCUGAAUCCCGACAAGGUGCGCGAGCGCAUCGAGAACAACGCCAACCAGUCGGCCGGAGCCUCCUCGAAGAAGCUGAGCGUCCUUAUCUUUGGCAUCGACAGCGUCAGCAGGCUCAACUUCUACCGGACCAUGCCAAAGACCGAGAAAUACCUGCGCGAGAACGGCUGGAUCAGCCUAAAGGGCUACAACAAGAUCGGCGACAACACGUUCCCAAACCUAAUGGCGAUCCUCACCGGCCAGAACUCGCAGCAGGCGUACGCGAGGUGUAAGCCGACGGUGGCCUACAAGCUCGACAACUGUCCGUUCCUCUGGCACAACUUCCGGAACGCCGGUUACGUGACAGCCUAUGGCGAGGACGAAACGGUAAUCAACACGUUCAACUACCUCAAGGUCGGCUUCGUCGACCCGCCCACGGAUUACUACCUGAGACCCUACAUGUUGGCCAGCGAGAGGCUGUUGAAGGUGAAGAGAAGAUUCAACAUGAAGUACUGCACCGGGCCGGAGACGAGCUUCGAGCGGAUCUUCGACUACGCCGUCAACUUUGCCCGCACCUUCAUGAGAGUGCCAUACUUUGGUUUCUUCUGGACGAAUACCGCCAGCCACGACAACAUGAACGGCAUCUCGUCGAUGGACACGCGCAUACUGCAACGAUUCGAGCUUCUGGAGCAGGAGUCGGUGCUGAACGACUCGAUGGUAGUUUUCCUGAGCGACCACGGAAUGCGCUGGGGUGGUAUUCGCAACACCUUCGUCGGCUGGUACGAGGAGAGGCUGCCGUAUAUCUACAUCUGGCUGCCCGAGUGGUUCCGGAAGGAGAACCCAAUAGCACAUCGAGCUCUCGAGAUCAACCGGAACCGACUCACUUCGCCGUACGACCUCUACGAGACUUUUAGGGACGUUCUCGGCUUCGCGGCCGGCGAAGCCGAUCCCAGUUCGGGCUGUGCCACCUGCCAGUCCCUGUUCACGCCUGUCCCUAGAGAGAGAGGCUGCCAAGACGCUGGGAUAGCGUCUCAUUGGUGCACCUGCACAGCCUUCAAGUCGGUCAACGUCUUCGACGAGAUCAUUAUGAACGGCGCCCACAAGUUCUUGGAUCACGUGGAAGACACUGUGCGACAUUACAAGGACAAGAAGGGUCGGCGAAUGUGCGCGCGGCUCAAGCUGAAGAAGCUGCAUCGGGUGGACAAGGUGAUCGACUUCGGCGCUACGAAUUCGUCCAGCGUCACUUACUUCUAUAUGCUCCAGACGACGCCCGGCAACGGCAGCUUUGAGGUCACCAUCAGAUACGACGGCAAUGGCAAUUACACCAUGUCCGACAGCGAGGUCAGCAGGAUCGACUCUUACGCGAUAAGUGCCAGGUGUUUGAAUCGCGGGAUGAAACAGUAUUGCCAAUGCAUCAAGUACACGUAGUGAAGACCCGUCCGGGUCUCCUCAUUCUGCGACCGUCGUCGCAAUUUUGAACUCGGUUAGUCUUUCUACGAUUUCAAUUGUUUGGCGCAGCAGACAGUCGGUUCCCUUUGUCUUUUUGCUCUUUCCGCUAACAGCACAGAUGUCCAGAGGACGUCCAGACGUCUUACGGGACAUCCUGGGGACGUUUCUUCAUCCUCAGGACGUCCAUAAGACGUCCCCAGGAGAUCAUGUGCUGUCUGGAUCUCUUCUUCGUCGGAGAGUUGGGCGAAUCAAUCUUUUUCCCGGGAACGAGCUUGUCGAGCGUCUCUCGCAGGUUGAGCAAAAACAUCUGGGAAGAAUUCGAUCCAACUGAGUUUGCUUGCCGUGUCAGCGGCCCAAGUUGCCGAGGGGACAUCUCAAUUCGAUACAAUAUGAUUGGACCCAGCUAAUCAGCUCAGGGUUUAGGGCUGGUUGCUCCAACUUCUAGGUAAGUUAACUGAUGGUUAAAUCAUAUGUUUGUCUUUGUUUUUCCUUCAACUUAGACAAAGACAGACAUAUGAUUUAACUAUCAAUUAACUAGUACCAAGAAGUUGGAACAACCGGGCCUUAGGUUAGAUUAGGAUUAAGUUAAAUUUGAGUUAAUAUUAUUGAUUGUGUCCAAUCGCAACAUGGCCCAUCGGACUCUACUCGUUGCCGAACUCUCUCCGAUCGCGAGUGCGUAAUGCAUAUUUGUAUCGGUAUGUUCGACGACAUAUCGAACGCGCAUAUCGAUCGUCUGAAAAAGCGAAGGACUGAAUGGUUAUACGUAAAUGCACGUUCAUCGCGACAGUAUCGAUACGCUUGGCGACAUAUCGAAUGCACAUAUCGAGCGCACAUAUCGAUCGUCCGGAAGAAGAACGAGGGAUUGAGUGAUUACGCACGAACGCACGUCCAUGGCGAUCAGGUCCUCCAGCGAGGAAAUACAGCAGUGGCCUAAAUUCCAGUGAUAAACGACAAGUGCUGAUCCACAACAACAGUGUCGACGGCUUGGGACGGAUUUAUCGAUACGUCGCGGAAUAGGACUGUCGAUCGUUGACGAGUGAAGAUUAACCGCCACCAGCUGCGCGCCAGCAACGCCAUCUGGAUUAACAACGAACCCUUGACGAGUACUUUGAAGCCCAUAUCAGACUAUGGAUUGGGAUUGAGAUUGAAUUUAAAUUUGACUAAUCGGAAGAAAGAAAAUAAUUUCAAAUAUAGUAAACUUAGCUCUGAUUGGUUGAAUUUCAAUCCAAUACUCAAUCCCAAUCCGUAGUCUGAUCCGUACGGGUUUGAGAGACCUUUGGUCUGUUCUUUUCAGCUGCACUGCGGAACUAGUGCAAUAAGUCAGAAUGAGACAACUAUAUUUUUUCUCACUUUAACUUAUUGCACCAGUUCAGUAGUGCAGCUGAAAAGAACAGACCACUUGAGGUCUCAACGUACUCGCGAUGUUUUACACUUCGCUCCUCAGAUUCACGAAUUUCCACGAGCGAGGUCACCUCGAAAUUUUGCGAAAUUUUUGCGCGCUGUUCGUUUGCGCAGAUUAAUAAUCGUCGGGAGAUAAUUACGGGGGAGAGCGCAAGAGCAUCGUGCGUGGGAAAUGAACUCGGCAAGAGAAUCCCAGCGACUGCCUGUAAUUUAUCGUGUAAUUAAUGUACAUUACCGCGCGUGUCGGAGCGCGUAUAUGUGCACGUCUCACUCGCGAGAAUUGUGUUCUCCUCUCUUUCCCGGUUUUCCGCUUCCUCCCCCACGCCCAUCGAUCGCGCGAGUCUUACGAUUGCGCGUCUCGACCUUCAGAUCGAUAUAUCGUUAAAGAUGCAUGAGCGCGCGCGCACGAAGAACACAUCGAUAACAAGGAGGUCAUCCGCGUAAUCGCGAAGUAGCGCGAGCGUGUCCGGCUCGUCUGACGUUCUUGCGAUUGUAGCGCAUUCUUAGAGGCAUUAGCUCUCCGGUUCGAUAAGUAACGCGUGUGCCUGUCUUACAACAAGUGCCAAAGUCCGUUCGUUCUGCGCUAACCGCGGCGUCGACAAAGCGCGUGUAUCUCUGCUUCACGCACCGACGGCGAUCCAACGCGGCUCGAUCGCCCUCGCAUGCGCGGUGCACGAAGACGCGCUGCGUGUAUAAGCUGAGAGAGAGAGAGAGAGAGAGAGAGAGAGAGAGAGAGAGAGGGGGAGAGAGAGAGAGAAGGAGCAAACCACGAAAUGGCCAAUGAAUAUACAUCGUGACAUAUCUAUUUUACUACGAGGUUACGUUAAGUUUUAACUUACAAGUAACUAUCCAAUUGUCACUCACCAAUCGGAAUGAAACUUUGCUCUCUUAUAAAGCAUUGAAAAUCCAUUUUUUUAUUUUUCCUCAAAACGCUUUUUAACUCUUUGACUGUUUAAGGCAAAUUGUAUCGUGUGAGACAAAAAUGCGUUGACACAAAGUAACUCUGAUGAUCAUAAAACUCGGUAUUCUAAGGUUUUUUGGGUCGCUAAAUCUAAAUAUGAUGUCAAAAUUUUAAAAUUCAAAAUGGCGGAUCCAAUAUAGCGGAUAUCAAUUUUCAAAAAUCGACAUGUUUUUAUAAAACUCGGUAUCUUAAGAUCAUUUGGAUUGCUGAAUCCGAAUAUAUCAAAAUUUCAAAAGCAAAAGUGGCGGAUCCAACGUGGUUGACACCAAUUUCGAAACAUAUUUUUAUAAAACUCAGUAUCCUAAUUUUGGAAUUUUGAUAUCAUAUUCGGAUUCAGCAACCUAAAAAACCUUAGGAUACCGAGUUUUAUGAAAAUAUGUUGAUUUUUUUAAAUUGGUAUCCGCCAUAUUGGAUCCGCCAUUUUGAAUUUUAAAAUUUUGAUAUAUUCGGAUUUAGCGACCCAAAAAACCUUAGAGUACCGAAUUUUAUGACCAUCAGGCUUAUUUUGUGUCAAUGCAUUUUUGUCCCACAAAGUACAAUUUGCCUCCGACAGUUAAGGGGUUAAAAAACGUUUUGAGGAAAAAUAAAAGAAACGAAUUUUCAAUAUUUUUCAAUGCGUUAUAAGAGAGCAAAGUUUCAUUCCGAUUGGUGAGUGACAGUUGGAUAGUGUUACUUGUUAGACGACGCCGAGGACGACGCGAGGCCGACGGCGAUCGUGAGAGAUGUAAUUAUGACAAACGUUUCGCGAUCACACAUCUGGACCAUUCUCUCCGUGUAGGAUCGAGCGAGCCAAGUUGAACUAAGUUCCGCAGACGACAGCGAUAGGACCUAAAUCGCGCCUAAAUCGCAAGUGCAGAAACGUUCCUCGUGUUCGUACGUUCGUUUCCGCGACACUCCUGUCUCUCGAAGACGUCACGCGACGGUCGAUUUCGCGAAGGGAGACAUUUCUCUCUCUGAAGAGAGAAUCGUUCACGAGAACUUUUGCAUGAGCGUCUUUGAUUCUGUACAAGAAAUGGUGUUUUUAUCUGCCUUCUCCAUCAGUGCAUAAAUUAGUAAAUUAUUAUUAUCAUUA
Molecule: messenger RNA, 6675 nt
Organism: Harpegnathos saltator (Jerdon's jumping ant)
Lineage: Eukaryota; Metazoa; Arthropoda; Insecta; Hymenoptera; Formicidae
Exons: 5
Coding region: 1205-3220 (671 amino acids)
Source: RefSeq, a predicted model, not a curated record